CGGCGCGGGCAGCGCGGGGCCCCGGCGGCGGCGGGACCGGCUGCGCGGCGACGAGAGGGGGGGAGCGCCGAUUUCGGGCUGAGUUUCGAGCGUUUCGUGUCUUUUUACUUCCCCCCCCCUCCCCUCUAGAACUUACCGCUUUUUGCUCGCUUUCCCUCCGCUCGGGCGCCCGCGGAGGGUGCGCGGCCCCUCCAAGCGGGCGGGCGCAGCGCCGCGGCCGGCCCGGCUCCGCCGCCCCGCCGAUGCUCAACAUGACCGAGGAGCACGACAAAGCGCUGGAGGCUCCCUGCAGCCCCGCGGGCACCACCAGCUCCAUGUCGCACGUGGACUCGGACUCGGACUCGCCGCUCUCCCCCGCCGGCUCCGAGGGGCUGGGCUGCGCCCCCGCGCCCGCCCCGCGCCCGCCCGGCGCCGCCGCGCUGGGGGCCAAGGUGGACGCGGCCGAGGUGGACGAGCGCUUCCCCGCCUGCAUCCGCGACGCCGUCUCGCAGGUGCUCAAGGGCUACGACUGGAGCCUGGUGCCCAUGCCCGUCCGCGGCAACGGAUCGCUCAAGGCCAAGCCGCACGUCAAGCGGCCCAUGAACGCCUUCAUGGUGUGGGCGCAGGCCGCCCGCAGGAAGCUGGCGGACCAGUACCCGCAUCUGCACAACGCCGAGCUCAGCAAGACGCUGGGCAAGCUCUGGCGCUUGUUGAGCGAAAACGAGAAACGUCCCUUCGUGGAGGAAGCCGAGCGGCUCAGGGUGCAGCACAAAAAGGAUCACCCGGAUUACAAAUACCAGCCCCGGAGGAGGAAAAGCGUCAAAGCCGGGCAGAGCGACUCGGACUCGGGGGCUGAGCUCAGCCACCACGCCGGCACUCAGCUCUACAAGGCCGACACGGGGCUGGGGGGCAUGGCCGACUCCCACCACCACGGGGACCACGCAGGCCAGCCCCACGGGCCCCCCACGCCGCCCACCACGCCCAAAACCGACCUGCACCACGGCGGCAAGCAGGAGCUGAAGCACGAGGGCCGGCGCCUGGCGGAGAGCGGCCGCCAGAACAUCGACUUCAGCAACGUGGACAUCUCGGAGCUGAGCAGCGAGGUCAUCAACAACAUGGAGACCUUCGACGUGCACGAGUUCGACCAGUACCUGCCCCUGAACGGCCACGCCGCGCUGCCGGCCGAGCACGGCGCCGCCUCUGCCGCCGCCGCCUCCUACGCCGGCUCCUACUCGCACUCGGGCGCGGCCGCCCAGGUGUGGACUCACAAGAGCCCGGCCUCGGCGUCGCCGGCGGCCGCCGAGCCGGGCCAGCAGCAGCGGCCGCACAUCAAGACGGAGCAGCUGAGCCCCAGCCACUACAGCGAGCAGCCCCACGGCUCCCCGGCGCACUCCGACUCGUACGGCUCCUACGGCGGCCAGGCCUGCGCCACCACGGCCGCCCCGGCCGCCGCCUCCUCCUCGUCCUUCUCCAGCUCCCAGUGCGACUACACGGACCUGCAGAGCUCCAACUACUACAACCCCUACCCCGGCUACGCCUCCAGCCUCUACCAGUACCCCUACUUCCACUCGUCGCGCCGCCCCUACGCCACGCCGAUCCUCAACGGGCUGUCCAUCCCGCCGGCGCACAGCCCCACCGCCAACUGGGAGCAGCCCGUCUACACCACGCUGACCAGGCCUUAAAGGAUCCCCGGAGGCUCCCCUGGAAUUAUGCACUAAAAAUGAAGGAAUGAGGAGGGAGGGGAAAGAGCGCGGAGCGUUUCCGAAGUGCCUCCCGAGCCGCUGUGGGGGAACUCUUGCUCGCCGCCGCCUUGCUUCGAAAUUUUCGCUCCCCCCACCACCCCGUGAAAGGACAGAGCUCUGGGGUUUUGUUUUGUUUUUUUUCUUUGAUUCGUAGGAUUUAAGAAAUUCAGCAAAAAUAAAUAAAUAAAUAAGCAACCAAACAAAGGACUAAAAAUUAAAAAAAUUAAAAAAUAAAAAAAAAAAGAGGAAAAACAAACAAAAGGAAAAGGACGGGCGAUGCCUUUUGAGUUAAAUGAAGGACAAAACCGUUCUGGACUCCUCUGGGAGGACUGAGCCGAACUCGCCUGGCCUGGAAGUUUGGCCAAGUGCAAAACCUGGAGCAGGGGGUGGGGAGAGACAGGGGGUGACAAAACAACAACAACAACACAAAAGCUGUUUGAGACUUUCAGGGUCUAUUGCAAUGUGAGGAACGGGACCAACCUUGAGGGCAGGAACUCACUGGGACCAACAGGGAUGAGCCCCAAAAUCCCGGAACAAUCCCAUGGGAAAGAGUCUGAUGGGACCAACCAAUUCAGUGUCUGAAGUGUUUGUUGAUUUUUAUUUUAUUUUUUUUUUUUUUCCAGUCAGGAGUUCUUCUAAGCAAGGUUCGGCUGUAAUUAACACUUUGUUUUGGUUUUGUUAUUUUGGAAGCUUCAAAUGUUACUGGUUGUUUUGUUUUGGGUUUGUUCUUUUUUUUUUUUUUUUUUAAAGCUGUUAAAUAUGUAUUUAUGUUCUGUAUUAUUUUGUCUUUUAAUUAAUGAAGUCAUUUUGUGCAAAACGGAGAAAAAAAGGUAGAAUUUUUAAGAGAUUUUAAAGACGGGGGAGGGAGCCUAAAAAAAAAAUAGUGGAGAUGAUACAAUAAACUGUUAUGAGUCUAUAGAUUUUCCUUGGUUUUUUGGGUUUUUUUCAUUUUUGGAACCGCUGCAGGAGCCGUGCUGGAGAGAGGGACUGAAGGAAUCCGCCUGGAAACUCCAGUGGGAAUGUCAAAUAACGAGGGGGGGAAUCACUAAUUCAACUGGGAGGCUCGAAGGCUGCCUCAGAAGGGCAGGUGAUUUUUCUGGCCGCCUGUUUUGGGCUGUUAAAAUCAGAUUUCAGGAGUCUUCGACGGCUUUCACAACCAGGACUACUUUAAAGGAGCUGUAAUUUCAUGAGAAACCAUCGACUUAUGCUUUAAUUUUUGGCUUCUAGGGACCAGAUAUCAUCCAUCAAGCUGUGAAACUAAAAUCUCCUCCACUAAAAAAAAAAAAAAAAACAAACAAACAAAAAAACAAAACAAAAACCUGGGUUUAGGGUACUUAGUUUUUAGACUAAUAUUUCAUUGAUAUAUUUCUACUUCUUCCAUUGUAUGCUGAGCAUAUAAAUAACCGUCUAUUUUAUGGGAACUCGUGCCUUUAAAAGCCUUUGUAAAUCUAAAUCCGCCUUUCAGAGGUUAUUCAUCUUUUUACCUUUUCUACGUUUCCUACUCUUUUUUUUUUUUUCUAAAAAAUAUUUUUUUGCGUAUUUCCUUUGGGGGUGGGGAGGGCAGGGACACGCUGGGCUGUGGGGAAAAGACAAGAAAAAGCUCGUUUUUAUGCAAUCUAUUUUUCUGUAUAAAGUUUGAAAGACUUUUGGUUGUUACUGAUCUGUUCUCUUCACUCGCUUCUGACUAAGCAAUGCUAACUUUUGUACAGAUCCAUUUGAUAAAAUUAAAAAGUGCUUUUUAUCAA
Messenger RNA from Hirundo rustica (Barn swallow), 3466 nucleotides. RefSeq names its product SRY-box transcription factor 8 (gene SOX8). The record is from RefSeq and is a predicted model, not a curated record. Gene Ontology annotation, cellular component: nucleus. Gene Ontology annotation, molecular function: RNA polymerase II cis-regulatory region sequence-specific DNA binding; DNA-binding transcription factor activity, RNA polymerase II-specific. The coding region runs from base 243 to 1661 and encodes 472 amino acids. The transcript is spliced from 3 exons. Lineage: Eukaryota; Metazoa; Chordata; Aves; Passeriformes; Hirundinidae. Gene Ontology annotation, biological process: morphogenesis of an epithelium; negative regulation of transcription by RNA polymerase II; peripheral nervous system development.